AUGAGCUAAGGAAGCUGUGGACUCAUGAAGAUAACAGACAAUGAAUAGAAGAAAAGACUACUGACAGGUUGGGGAACCACGCGUCAAGACCACAAGGAAACUAACAAUGAGUAAUUGGGUCUGCUCUCCUGGGUGCCCAAAUCCAAACACAGAACAUGCUGUAACAAAGGACCCUCAAAAAGAUCUGGGAAUUGAAAAGUCGCAUUCAUUCUGCAAAACCUUGCCUUAAAAAUUUUAAUUUUUUGCUUUACCACAAUUCCGCAAAUGGAAUGUGUGAUUGCAUGCCUGAGUUCUGCAGUAUCAUCGUUUUCUGAACAUCUUUGUGGCUUGAUCUGCUCCAAAGUUGGGAAUCCCUUCACGUUCAAGUCUAAUUAUAUUCAUCUGCAACAGGAGCUGCAACGUCUAAACGAUCUGAAAUCCACAGUGGACAGGGACCACGAUGAAUCGGUUCCAGGAGUAAAUGACUGGUCGAGAAAUGUUGAAGAAACUGGCUGUAAAGUGAGGCCGAUGCAAGCAAAGAUAGAAGCCAACAAAGAGAGGUGUUGUGGUGGCUUCAAAAAUCUCUUUCUGCAAAGCAGGGAAGUGGCAAAGGCACUGAAGGAGGUACGAAGACUUGAGGUACGUGGAAAUUGCCUUGCCAAUUUGCUGGCUGCCAAUCGUCAAGCAAGAGCAGUGGAGCUUAUGCCUGUGGAAUCAAUUGAUCAUCAGCCAGCAGCAUCCAAAAAUUUAGCCACAAUUAUGAAUCUGCUGAAUGAUGAUGCAGUUAGAACGAUUGGGGUAUGGGGUAAGGGAGGAAUAGGCAAAACUACUCUGGUUAAGAAUUUGAACAACAUGCUUAAGGAUGCUUCUUCAACUACUCCACCUUUUAGCUUUGUCAUAUGGAUCACCCUCUCCAGGGAUUGGGACCUCAAAAGCAUCCAGACACAGAUUGCUCGGAGAUUGAAUAUGAAGGUGAAUACCGAAGACAGCACUGAGAGUCUGGCUGCCAGAUUGUGUGAAAGACUGAAGAGGGAAGAAAAGUUUCUCCUCCUUCUGGAUGAUGUUUGGAAGGAAAUUGAUUUGGAUGCUUUGGGUAUUCCCCGACCUGAAGACCACGCGGCUUGUAAAAUCAUAUUGACUACAAGAUUUUUAGAUGUUUGCCGGGGGAUGAAGACUGACAAAGAGAUUGCCAUUCAUGUCCUAAACGAUGAUGAAGCUUGGAAAUUGUUCUGUAAAAAUGCAGGGGAGGCAGCCAUUUUAGAAGGCGUUGAAACAGUUGCGAGGGCAAUAACUAAGGAGUGUGGAGGAUUGCCCUUAGCAAUAAAUGUGAUGGGAACAUCCAUGCGAAAGAAGACUAGUAAACACCUGUGGGAGUAUGCAUUGAAGGAGCUGCAAAGGUCAGUGCCGCAUAACAUCUACGGGGUAGAGGAUAGGGUUUACAAGCCUUUAAAGUGGAGUUAUGAUUCCUUGCAAGGCGAACUUGUACAAUGCUGGCUGGGGGAAGGGCUUUUAGAUGUAGAUGAACAACAAAGCUAUGAGGAUAUCUACAAAAGUGGAGUUGCUUUAGUUGAAAAUCUCCAGGAUUGUUGCUUGCUGGAAAAUGGUGAUGGUGGCAGAAGCCGCACUGUGAAGAUUCAUGAUGUAGUUCGUGAUGUAGCUAUUUGGAUUGCCUCCUCGGAUGAUAAAUGUAAAUCUCUGGUUCAAUCGGGAAUUGGAUUGAGCAAAAUCCCAGAGUCCAAGUUGACAGAGUCUCUCAAGAGAAUUUCUUUCAUGGAUAAUGAAUUAACAGCGCUGCCUGAUCGUCAGAUAGCUUGCCCAGGGGCCUCCACUUUACUUGUACAGAAUAAUCGCCCCCUUGAGAUAGUUCCCGUGGAAUUCCUGCUUGGAUUUCAAGCACUCAGGGUCUUGAAUCUAAGUGAAACCCGCAUCCAGCGAUUGCCUCUCUCCCUCAUCCACCUUGGUGAACUUCGUGCCCUUUUAUUAAGCAAAUGUGUUAGGCUCAAUGAACUACCCCCUGUGGGGCGGCUUAGUAAACUACAAGUGCUUGAUUGCAGCUACACUAAUAUCAAGGAAUUGCCAGCAGGGCUAGAGCAGCUGAGCAACUUACGGGAAUUAAACUUGUCAUGCACUGAUGGGUUGAAAACCUUCCGAGCAGGAUUGGUAUCAAGGUUGUCUAGUUUAGAGAUUCUAGACAUGAGAGACAGUAGCUAUAGAUGGUGUCCGAAGACAGAGACAAACGAGGGAAAAGCAACACUUGAGGAGCUAGGAUGCCUGGAGCGAUUAAUUGGUUUAAUGGUAGACUUGACUGGCUCCACAUAUCCCUUUUCGGAAUAUGCUCCUUGGAUGAAACGAUUGAAAAGCUUUAGAAUUAGUGUAUCUGGAGUUCCAUGCUAUGUUUGGACAGACCAAUUGUUUUUCAUGAAGGAAGUAUCUGGAGUUCCGUUCAUGAAUAGUUUUAAGAAUGAUGGAAAUUUUGAGGAAAGAGAGGUUCUACUUUCCAGACUGGAUCUGUCAGGCAAAUUGAGUGGAUGGUUGUUAACAUAUGCGACAAUUCUUGUACUGGAAUCAUGCAAGGGGUUAAAUAAUCUGUUUGAUAGUGUUGGGGUCUUUGUUUAUCUCAAGUCACUUUCUAUUUCAUCUUCCAACGUCAGGUUUAGGCCACAAGGAGGAUGCUGUGCCCCAAAUGACCUACUUCCAAAUCUGGAGGAACUUUACCUCAGUUCUCUCUAUUGCCUAGAGAGCAUUUCAGAAUUAGUCGGGACUCUUGGACUCAAAUUCUCAAGGCUAAAAGUGAUGAAGGUGCUCGUUUGUGAGAAACUAAAGUAUCUUCUCUCUUGUGAUGAUUUUACUCAACCCUUAGAAAAGCUGGAAAUAAUUGAUUUACAAAUGUGUGAAGAUUUGAAUGAUAUGUUCAUACACAGUUCAGGGCAGACCUCAAUGUCAUAUCCUGUUGCUCCAAACUUGCGGGAAAUACACUUCAAAAGGCUUCCCAAAUUGAAGACUUUAAGCAGACAAGAAGAAACAUGGCAACAUCUAGAGCAUAUUUAUGUGGAAGAGUGUAAAAGUCUGAAGAAGCUACCUCUGAAUGAGCAAAGUGCAAAUACCUUGAAAGAGAUAAGAGGAGACAUGGAGUGGUGGAAGCAAUUGGAGUGGGAUGAUGACUUUACCAGCUCCACUCUCCAGCCUCUUUUCAAAGGUCCAAGCUACUACUAGUUCUGAAGACAACUUGGAGAAGGUGGUUCAAACACAGCUUCUUCUUAUGGGGCAUAAACCCAGGCAUUGAUCAUGUGAGCUCUCCUGUCACCUAGUACAUCACUCUUCUAUUUCAUUUUCUUUAACAUAUAUAGUUUAUUCUGACGCAUUAAGUGCUGUACAUUUCUCCUUCUUACUUCCACUAUAUCCUUAGCAAAAUACUUUUACCAUGUUUAUAAGGAGUUGAUCGGAUCCUGACUUAUAGAGAUCUAUAAUUAGUAUUCAUUACCUCUA
Molecule: messenger RNA, 3465 nt
Organism: Vitis vinifera (wine grape)
Lineage: Eukaryota; Viridiplantae; Streptophyta; Magnoliopsida; Vitales; Vitaceae
Product: disease resistance protein At4g27190
Exons: 2
Coding region: 265-3192 (975 amino acids)
Molecular function (GO): ADP binding; ATP hydrolysis activity
Source: RefSeq, a predicted model, not a curated record